This is a messenger RNA of Drosophila sechellia, 1508 nucleotides long. It is a transcript of the gene Pyroxd1, whose product is annotated as pyridine nucleotide-disulfide oxidoreductase domain 1. Gene Ontology annotation, molecular function: oxidoreductase activity. The record is from RefSeq and is a predicted model, not a curated record. The transcript has a single exon. Bases 47 to 1465 code for a protein of 472 amino acids. NCBI's taxonomy places the organism in Eukaryota, Metazoa, Arthropoda, Insecta, Diptera, Drosophilidae.
UAUUUCGUUGUUUACUAUUAUUUCAUCAUAGCUAUUCUCCCUGAGGAUGUCGCGGGAGUGCGAGUUCCUGGUGGUCGGUGGGGGUAUCGCUGGCGUCAGCUGCGCCGAAUCCCUGGCCAUCUGCCGACCCAAUGCCUCCAUUCUACUGCUCACGGAGUCCAGCAUCGUGAAGAGUGUGACCAAUUUGGUGCCGGUGGCUCGCUAUCUGCACAAGUUCGACGUCCGGGAGCAGUAUGUCACUGAAAUGGGAGCUAGUUUCGAGACCCUAGUGGAUCGACUGGAUCACAUCAACAGCAGCGAGCACUGCACCCGCACUAAAGCGGGUGUGGAGAUCAAGUAUCGCUAUCUGUGCCUUUGUACCGGUGGAACACCCAAAUUGUUCUCCGGCAAAUGUGUAGAUCCCCUUGUCAUUGGCAUUCGGGACACGGACUCUGUGCAGCUGCUGCAACGAAAGUUGGCGACAGCCAAGGAUGUCCUGAUCUUGGGCAAUGGCGGCAUUGCCAGUGAGUUGGCCUACGAGCUGAAGGAUGUAAAUGUCCACUGGGUGGUUAAAGAUUCCCACAUCUCGGCCACAUUUGUGGAUCCCGGAGCAGCCGAGUUUUUUCACAUAGCCAUGAAUGAAUGUAAUGCGGAGGAUUCCUCUCCGGUUGCAGCUAUCAAGCGAAUGCGGUACAGUGAAGUGCUGCCCAAGGAGCAGACUAACAACCAUGGAGCUGCAUUGGGUCCGGACUGGCAACGCACCGUCGACUUGAGUGGAGCACGUGAAGGGGGAGAGAAACGACUACCGAAGAUCUAUUACAAAUCUCGCAUAAACAGCGUCCAGGAUCUCGCCGAUGACGCAGGUGCUUUAGUCAAGUUGGAGCAUGAGGAUGGGAGCUUUGAGCAGUUGACCUGUGACUUUAUUGUUUCCGCAACGGGAGUCUGGCCUAAUACCGACUACACCUGUGAUUCGCCACUUCAAUUUUCCGACGAUGGUGGCAUAUCGGUGGAUGAAAUGAUGCGUACGAAUCUGGUGGAUGUCUUUGCGGCCGGUGAUGUGUGCACGGCCAACUGGCCAGCCGCAAUGCACUGGUUCCAGAUGCGCCUGUGGACUCAGGCUCGCCAAAUGGGCUCCAUGGCGGGCAGGAGUAUGGCGGCAGCCAGUGAAGGUGAAAGCGUAUACCAGGAUUUCUGCUUCGAGCUCUUUGGCCACGUAACCAAACUUUUCGGAUAUCCUGUUGUCCUGUUGGGACGCUUUAAUGGUCAGGAUUUGGGCAGGGACUACGAAAUUCUGGUGCGCUGCACGAGAAAUAAGGAAUACAUCAAGCUUGUGCUGCAGAAUGGCAGACUACGGGGGGCAAUGCUAAUCGGCAACACUGAUCUCGCAGAGACCUGCGAGAACCUCAUCCUGAACGGCAUUGAUUUGGAGCCCUAUGGCGAUGAUAUUCUUAAUCCCGACAUUGACAUUGAAGACUAUUUUGAUUAGUUUAUUAUGCGCUAGCUUAGACUAUUAAAGACAUUAAAAAUAA